Molecule: messenger RNA, 596 nt
Organism: Panicum virgatum (switchgrass)
Lineage: Eukaryota; Viridiplantae; Streptophyta; Magnoliopsida; Poales; Poaceae
Product: stress-associated endoplasmic reticulum protein 2-like
Exons: 3
Coding region: 159-365 (68 amino acids)
Biological process (GO): endoplasmic reticulum unfolded protein response
Cellular component (GO): endoplasmic reticulum
Source: RefSeq, a predicted model, not a curated record
CUCGCCCAAAUUCCCAGAUCCCCACGCCACGCACGCGCACCUCCCCGUCCGUCCGUCCAUCCCACAGCCGGUGGUGCCUCGUCGGCGCGUGCUGCUCUGCCCCGCCACCGCACCGCCGCCUCGCUAGUUCGACGCCACCCCACCAGCCGGGGACAACCAUGACUACUUCAAGGCGCCUUGCUGACAGGAAGACCGCAAAGUUCCAGAAGAACAUCACCAGGAGGGGUUCAGUGCCUGAAACCACUGUCAAGAAGGGGAAUGACUACCCUGUUGGACCUGUAGUGCUUGGCUUCUUCAUCUUCGUUGUCAUCGGAUCAUCGUUGUUUCAGAUAAUCAGGACGGCAGCCAGUGGCGGAAUGGCUUAAGAACCGACCGAACUAAUCAGAGUCCAGAGAUAUGUUUGUUAUACAUGCAUCCAAUCCAGAAUUGGGUAGCAGCUAAAUGUCCAGUGCUGUCAUACUUAUACUGUAUUCGUUUUGUCUCGAGAGUGCUGAGUCUGAAACUAGUGUCUGAAGAACUGUAAAGCAAAAUCAUGUGCCUCAAAAGUGUUAAAUGGAUAAUUAUCAGAUAGUAUAAUGUUUCAUUCAUUAUCUCCA